AUGGAACGACGUAAAGCGCGAUGCGUUUGGGUGUUUCACAUGAAACAACGCACACACAGUGGUGCUUUUAUUGUGAGGUACAGAGUAUGCGAACCUGACCUGGCAUUGAAGUUGGGGUUACGAGAGUUUGAGUUUGAGUCAUGUGGGAUGAGGAAACCCGAACUCGCAUAUGCGAAACACGAGGUUCACCCACAGCCCUGA
Sphenostylis stenocarpa is the source of this 201-nucleotide messenger RNA. Lineage: Eukaryota; Viridiplantae; Streptophyta; Magnoliopsida; Fabales; Fabaceae. The record is from the annotation of a GenBank genome assembly.